AUGCCAGCCUCCUCCAGCUCCUUAAGCCAGGCCCUCCAAGUGGUCGCUGUCCUGCAAUGGGUCUUCUCCUUCUUGGCGCUCGCCCAGGUUUGCUUGGCCCUGCUCCUCUUUGCACUCACGGGCCAGGCCUGGAGCCUAGCGGUCCUCUACCUGGUCUGGCUCUACAGAGACAGAGACACGCCGCGGACCGGAGGCCGGCGUUCUGCCUGGGUCCGCAACUGGGCAGCCUGGAGACUCUUCCGGGACUACUUCCCUAUCUCGCUUGUUAAAACCACAGAGUUGGAUCCUUCGCGCAACUACCUCUUCGGUUUCCACCCUCACGGGGUCCUGGUGAUCGGGGCCUUCAGCAACUUCUGCACCGAGGCCACCGGCUUCUCCCGCCUCUUCCCGGGCCUCCGACCCCACCUGCUCAUGCUGCCGUGUUGGUUUCGCUUCCCGAUCUUCCGGGACUAUAUCAUGUGUAGUGGUUUGGUCUCUUCAGACAAGGCCAGCGCCUCCUACCUACUGUCCAGACCCGGGGGCGGCCAGGUGGCGGUCCUAGCCGUAGGAGGGCCCCUGGAGGCGCUGGAAGCAAAACCCGGCGCGCUGAGUUUACGCCUCCGGAAUCAGAAGGGAUUCGCCAAGUUAGCGCUGGAACACGGGGCCUCCCUGGUACCGGUCUUCUCGUUCGGGGAGAACGAGCUCUUCCAGCAGGUCCCCAACCCUCCGGGUUCCGGGCUGCGGGCGGCGCAGGAAGCGCUGCAGUCGCUGCUGCGCGUGGCCCUGCCGCUGUUCCACGGCCGCUGGGGCCUGCUCCUGCCCUUCCGCUCGCCGGUGCACACAGUCGUGGGGGCCCCGAUCUCAGUGCAGACGACGCCGAGGCCCAGCCAGGCCCAGGUGGACGCGCUGCACGCGCUCUACGUGCAGCGGCUCACGCAGCUCUUCGAAGAGCACAAGGCGCGCUACGGCGUCCCCGCGCACCGCCACCUUGUCCUCACUUAG
Orycteropus afer afer is the source of this 981-nucleotide messenger RNA. Its product is annotated as 2-acylglycerol O-acyltransferase 2-B-like. Gene Ontology annotation, cellular component: endoplasmic reticulum membrane. The record is from RefSeq and is a predicted model, not a curated record. The transcript has 6 exons. Bases 1 to 981 code for a protein of 326 amino acids. Gene Ontology annotation, molecular function: diacylglycerol O-acyltransferase activity. NCBI's taxonomy places the organism in Eukaryota, Metazoa, Chordata, Mammalia, Tubulidentata, Orycteropodidae. Gene Ontology annotation, biological process: diacylglycerol biosynthetic process; triglyceride biosynthetic process.